GGAUAUUUUGCUGGGACUUGACAAGUAGAUCCCGGCCGGAAGGAGACGCGAAACGCGCUUAUCGCGAUGCGCGUCGCGUGGUACCUGUCAUUCAGAGCGGAAGCAAGGAAUUAGGUUCAAGAGCUCUUCUCUCCUCUCUCCAGCUAACGUAGCUUAGGUCGCCUGAGCAAAUUCGCUAAAAUCAAUCGAACUGAGCAGAUCUUCGAUCUGUGUGUCUGUCCGUUUCUCCCUACGCUUUCUCAUUCCUCGAGCCUCUCAGUCGUCGCAGCGUUGGCGACAAACGCAGCGUUGACGACAAACGCAGCGUUGGCGACAAUGGCAGCGUCAGCAGCUCUCUCCGCCGCAAGCGUAGCUUCUCAAAAGGGGCAAAUCAUCCCGGCCUCGCAGCUGCGCAAACGAGAUUCCGCCUCCGCCUCCGCCUCCGCCUUGCGUGGAAACCUCUACGUCCAGAUAGGUCCCUCGAGGCCGUCGACAUUAAGAAGGUCGUCGAAUCUCGCCAGCGGAAGAGCCGGAAGCGACGCGUUGGGCAGAUAUGGCGGUGGUGGCGUAUUUCCCCCUGGGAGGAUCGUAUAUUCCGCUAGAACGAAGAGGAACGUGGCCUUAGAUAACGAACGCCGCCUGCUAACGACCGCGCUUCCCGCGACCUCCUCACCGCGGCGCCCCGAGGUCCUAACGUCCAAAUGCCGAUGGCGCCGCCACCACGUUGCUUCCUGCGAACCUUCUUAUUCACCUAACUCCCGAUCCACCUCGCGGGAUUCCGUGAUCGCAUCAGCUUCCGCGAAUCCUGGCGAGAUCCUGGCAGAGUCAGCGCCAACGAGCCACAGCGCGCCUCCCCCAGAAGGCACCUCCCUGUCGUCCCCCGCGUUCGUGGUGUGGGGCGCAAAUACAGGCGUGGGGAAGACACUCGUCUCCGCGGGCCUGGCUGUUGCGCUGCUUGCGCGAGCUGCGCGGGAAGGGGGCGGGGGAGGGGGCGCAGAAGGGGAGAAGGAGGGGGCGACGAAGGGAGAGAAGGCGGGAGAGGAGAAGGGGAAAGCGGGAGCUUUCAUGUGGAGUAUGUGAAGCCAUUGCAGACGGGAUACCCUGAAGAUUCGGAUGCACGCCUCGUGAUGCUGGCUGCUGCACACUGCGUUGGCAGCAGCAGCGGCGGGAGCAGCAGCAGCGACGGCGGCAGCGGUGCCACCACAACCACUACCACCACCACCAGCAACAACAACGGCGCCAGCACCACUCCCUCCCAUUCGCCCUUCCUGCACUUCACCCUACAUUCCCCUAACUACUCUGCCCCCCCCUCCACACACACAAUCUCUUCCCAGUCCUCCUCCUUCACAGAAACACAGGAGCCUUUAAAUAGUCACCCCUCGCUACAAUCACCCAGCGCCACAGUCUCUCUCACCUGCUCCACCCUCUGGGCCUGGAAGGACCCUGUUUCUCCCCACCUCGCUGCCCGGGAAAGCCGGGCAGCUGUGCUGAAAUUUCCAGCGGGAGCAGGAGGUCGGGGAGAGGGUGGGGAGGGAGCAGAGGGAGAGGAUGCAGGGGGGGCCGAGGGAGGGGAGGAAGGGAAGGGUGAGAGGGCAGAGGCGCGAGACGCUGCUUUGGUGGACGCUGUUAGGUCGUCGAUCGGUUGCAAUAGGAGCAGCAGCAGCGACAGCAGUGGUCGAGACAGCAGAAGCAACAGCAGCAGCAGCAGCAGAUGGGUGUUGAUUGAGACAGCAGGUGGCGUGGCGAGCCCUGCGCCCUCAGGAACCCUGCAGGCCGACCUGUACCGACCCCUGCGUCUGCCUUGUAUUCUUGUGGGGGACGGGCGGCUGGGCGGCAUCUCGGUCACUGUAGCUGCAGUUGACAGCCUGUCAGGGCGGGGGUAUGACGUGGCAGCAGUGGUGGUGUGUGGGGACGAGGAGGGACGGCUGGACAAUGCAGAUUAUUUAAAGACGUAUUUGAAGCCAAGAGGGAUUCCAGUCGUCUCCCUGCCUGCUCUCCCCUCACCACCACCCGAAUCUGACUCAACCUCUUCCUCCUCUCCCUCUUCCUCCUCUUCCUCCUCCUCCUCCUCCUCCUCCUCCAGCCUCUUCUCUCCCACCUCCUCUCCCACCUCAAGCACCACUCCCCCUUUCCAGUCCUCCUCUUACUCCACCCUCAACCCGAACCUCCUACAUUGGCUCGGCAAAGCAGAGGGAAGCUUCCAGGAACUUGUGCUAGUGUUGGAACAGUACCACGGGGAGAGGUUGCGGGCUCUUGAACAGGCAGCUGAACGGGCACAUGAAAUUCUCUGGUGGCCGUUCACCCAGCAUGGCAUGGUGGGAGUAGAGGACGUCACAGUCAUCGAUUCCCGGGCAGGCGAAAACUUCUCGGUCUUCCGACCGAACCGGACAGAGCUCCAGAAGGAGGUUCGGACCGAGCCUGGGAAGGAGGCUCGGUUGGAGGAGUGGUUUGAUGGGUGCGCUAGCUGGUGGACCCAAGGGCCCGGCCCGCUGCUACAGGCGGAGCUAUCGAGGGAGAUAGGGUCAGCUAUGGCACGAUAUGGGCAUGUGAUGUUUCCAGAAAACACGCAUGCACUGGCUUUGGAAGCUGCAGAGCUGCUAUUGAAGGGCGUUGGGAAAGGCUGGGCCUCCCGGGUGUUCUUCUCUGACAAUGGCUCUACUGCCAUCGAGGUGGCGCUCAAAAUGGCGUUCCGCUCCUUCUGCGCCCGGAAUGGCAUCGGGGGUGAGGCGGACUCAGCGGCUGCUGGGGCUGGCAGCAACCCCACCGCUUCCCAGCAUCCAGAUCUCAAGGUGAUUGCUCUAACUGGGUCGUACCACGGUGACACGCUGGCAGCCAUGCACGCCCAGUCGCCCUCCCCGUAUACCUCCUUCCAGCAGCAGCCAUGGUACGGAGGCAAGGGCGUGUUCAUAGACCCCCCAACAGUGGAGUACUCCCAAGGCCAAUGGCGGGUCAUCCUGCCUCCGUUGCUUUCCUCCUCCUCCCCUACCACACCCCACCUCUUCUUCUCCUCCUGCACCGACGUCUUUCACACUCAGAGGGACUCCUCCCCUCUGGCUCACCACUACCACUCCUACAUUCACCAGCAGCUGAAGCCCUACCUCCUCCCCUCAGCCUCCUCCUCAGGUGGCCCGUCAGGUGCUCCAUCAGGUGUUUCUUCAGGUGGUUCUGCAGGGGGUCCGUCAGCCACCCUGCUGCCAGCUGCCAUGGCCGCUGCACUUAUCAUCGAACCAGUGCUGCACGGAGCGGGCGGCAUGGUAAUGAUCGACCCGCUGUUUCAGCGCACUCUCGUCUCCUUCUGCCGCUCCCAUUCCAUCCCGGUCAUCUUCGAUGAGGUCUUUGCUGGCUGCUGGCGCCUCGGCUCCCAGUCAGCAGCGGAUCUUCUGGGCUGCUCUCCGGACAUAGCCUGCUAUGCCAAGCUGCUGACAGGUGGCAUGAUCCCAUUGGCCGCCACGCUCGCCUCGGCAUCUGUCUUUGAUUCCUUCUAUGGCUCCUCCAAGUUGGACGCCUUGUUACACGGCCACUCCUACACCGCCCACCCCGCCGGUUGUGCGGCUGCCUGUGUGGCUCUUAAGGCGCUUUCAGACCCCGCUCGCAACCCCAACCUCCUUCCGAACGGCUCUCAGCUAAAAGAGCUGUGGGACCCCUCCCUAGUGGAGCAGAUCUCCAACUGCCCUUCAAUACAGCGCGUGCUGGCUAUAGGCACAGUCUUCGUUGCUGAGCUCAAGACAGAUGGCGCUGGGUAUGGCUCAACGGCAGCCAAGGGUCUGCUGGCGCGGCUGCGGCAUCACGGCAUAUACGCACGGCCACUGGGCAAUGUGGUCUACCUCAUGUGUGGCCCCUUCACCCCUCCUGCCGCAUGCUCCCGUCUACUGCGCACCCUCCUAGCGCUGCUGGAGUAGACAUAUGAUGCAGCGUUGCACUGGUCUGUCCGUGCUCUUUAUAAGGCGCUUCAAAAAUAGACUCCUAGCACUGCUUGAGUAUACACGUGACGUGACGCAGCGUUGCUGUGAUUUGUUGUGUUGUAAUGACUAGGGAGGGACCAAUAAAGGUGGAACUGUACUACACGUUCUACAGCGAUGUUAGCAUUAUGACGUUUUAGGUGGGAGCAGGCUGUCAACUCAAACAUAUUUGCAUAUGUAGCAGUUAUAGGCUAGAAGGGUUUGUGCUCUUAGAGAGUACAACACCCAACCAUAUAUUUCCUUGUACCGGUAUGUCUACAUUCUAGU
Messenger RNA from Closterium sp. NIES-67, 4205 nucleotides. The record is from the annotation of a GenBank genome assembly. Lineage: Eukaryota; Viridiplantae; Streptophyta; Zygnematophyceae; Desmidiales; Closteriaceae.